This is a messenger RNA of Oryzias latipes (Japanese medaka), 2702 nucleotides long. RefSeq names its product tricarboxylate transport protein B, mitochondrial. Gene Ontology annotation, cellular component: mitochondrion. The record is from RefSeq and is a predicted model, not a curated record. Lineage: Eukaryota; Metazoa; Chordata; Actinopteri; Beloniformes; Adrianichthyidae. Gene Ontology annotation, molecular function: citrate secondary active transmembrane transporter activity. Gene Ontology annotation, biological process: mitochondrial citrate transmembrane transport.
CCGUAACGUUAAAAAUCAAGAGGAGCAGUCAAGCUUCAUUGGAUCCCCUGUAGCUCAGCCCCGGCGUUACCAUGGUUACAGACAACAUUUAUUGAAAGUAGUUGAUCCCAACUUCCUCAAGAGUGUCCGCCCACUGUCAACCGAGAGAUCCGGGAGAGCGUCUGCGCGCAGCGGAGAUCACCUGCAUCCAGGGCGCGCCGGCAGGACGGCGCAGCGUUUUUAGACCCACCUCACCUCACUUUAAGAGGGGAAAAAAGUGGUUUUCCUCAGAUUUCACGGAGUAACUAUGCAAGAUCGUGGCUCCUUUUUCAACCCUUUCUCCAGACCGCGGUGUCUGGCGGCGGCGGCGCCGGCUGGAAAGGCGAAGUUAACCCACCCGGGAAAAGCCAUCCUGGCAGGUGGAAUUGCAGGUGGCAUAGAGAUCUGCAUCACUUUUCCAACAGAAUAUGUCAAGACCCAGUUACAGCUGGACGAGAGGGCCAACCCACCGAAAUACAGAGGAGUAGUCGACUGUGUGAGGCAGACGGUGAAGGGUCACGGCGUUAAAGGACUGUACAGAGGGCUCAGCUCAUUGCUGUAUGGAUCUAUACCCAAAUCUGCUGUUAGGUUUGGGGUGUUUGAAAUCCUCAGUAAUCGGGCCAAGGAUGAGUCCGGCCGGCUGGACAGCACCAGUGGCCUGCUGUGUGGGCUCGGAGCGGGCGUCAUGGAGGCGGUGCUGGUGGUCUGUCCCAUGGAAACUGUUAAGGUGAAAUUCAUUCACGACCAGACUUCCGGCAACCCAAAAUACAGAGGCUUCUUCCAUGGAGUCAGAGAGAUUGUUCGCUCUCAAGGAUUAAGAGGGACGUAUCAGGGAUUAACAGCAACCGUCCUCAAACAAGGAUCCAACCAAGCUAUUCGCUUUUUUGUCAUGACGUCUCUCAGGAACUGGUACAAAGGAGAUAACCCAAAUAAAGCUUUAAAUCCUUUGGUGACGGGACUCUUCGGAGCAAUAGCAGGAGCAGCAAGUGUGUUUGGAAACACUCCACUGGACGUCAUUAAGACACGGAUGCAGGGUCUUGAUGCUCAUAAAUAUAAAAGCACGUUGGACUGCGCUGUAAAGAUUCUCAAAUAUGAAGGCUUGGCAGCUUUCUACAAAGGGACAGUCCCGCGGCUGGGCCGUGUGUGUCUGGAUGUGGCCAUAGUCUUCAUCAUCUACGAGGAAGUGGUGAAGGGCCUGAAUAAGGUUUGGAAAACAGAGUGAGCUGCUAAAGCGUGGCAGUAGAAGAGAGCUUCCCUUGUGGAUCCAAGUUUAGAAAACUUUUUUGUUUCUAAAGCUAAAGCCAGCUGCAGAAACUGAGAGCUAGAUCAGGGUUAGAUGGAAAAAGGUACUCCCCUUAAUGGUUUUUCUCUUUUUAAAGGUUUCAAAGUAGCUUUCAUGUUUUAAAAAAGAAAAUCUCACGUUUCUAAAUACAUCUAUUUAACUCUGCCAGAGCCAAAAAAUGCACAUUUUCAGGUUUUCUCCUCCUCUGUGAGUUUUCUGGAUGUAAUUUCCCAGAAUGCUCCUUCCACAUGUUCACAGCUGUUUCUCCGAUGUUUACUGUAAGACAGCAGGUGUUAGUCUGAACUUUCUCCAGUCCGCUCUCUGUCUGCUCUUCUGCAAAACCUUGGUUUCAAUCCAGAGAAAGCAGACCGCAGCUGGUUGUAGUUUACAUCCACACGAACCGCAGCAAUGCCUUCAAAAGAUAUUAGUUUUAUAUCAUACUAAGUGUUUUAAUAAAGCGUUGAUUGUUAAUUCUUAUUAUCAAUUUGUUUUAGCUUUGUGGUAAAUGCCAAACAUGUUAUAAAAUGAAAGUUUAGUCAGAAUUGAAAAAUGAGAGUCAAUUAUUUUAAAAACAGCAAAGAAAAUAAAGGAUUUAUUGUUUAAAAAACAUUGUAUUAAACAUGUAUUUAUUCAGAUUGAAUGUUUGAUGUAGAGGAGACUUUAAAUGUCAGUCUGUGGCAAAAGUGUAUGUAACAUGUGAACUUGAAUAACUGUUGAAAAAAAGGCCUCAGUCACACGGAGUUAUAUAGAAAAAAAUAUAAAUUUUUCACCAGAACUGAUUUAUGAAAUUCAACCUGUUUUUCUUUUGAUUUUUAGCACUGAUCCUAUUUGCUGCAGGUUUUGUCUCCAUCAGGAGGUUUGAUGGUGAAAUGUCAUUUCUUUCACAUUUGUGAUUGUUGUUGUUUUUUUAAAUUCACCCCUUUAUUGAUGUUAAUCACAUGUUCUAGACGUGAUGUAGAACUUGAGAUGGGGAGGAGAACAUUUGGGAAUCACUUUGUGUUGCUGCAACUUUUAGUGCCAUGAUCCAUGCAGGUCACUCUUUUAACGAAUGUGCCUUUUUGUCUUUGGUGUUUGUUCACAAAUGAGAGUUUUUUUUGUUCACUUUGCUGUCACUCUUGGUAGAAAACAGUAAUUCUUUGUUUUUUUUCCCCCCUUGCAUUUUGGUCAUUUUUCUGUGUAAUCAAACAAAUGCUGCUCUACUGCCAACACCCAGAAGUAAAUAUGUGUCCAUUCUGGGUUGUGUUUGUGUGGGGGUGUGCUUAGGCUUUGUGGCUCUCAACAACAACAGUUGUGCAGCUAUAAUGCGACGUCCUCUUUCUGUCUGAAAACUGUGGGAAGUCUUGUGUUGAAAGGAGAAUUAAAAAGUCAUUAAACGUAGUGUUUGAAACCUUGAAAGUGCACA